UCGGCGUGCUCCCUUCCCAACCAAAUCAAUUUCUAAAACCCUAACAAUCAGGAAGUUCACCACUUCACCGCCGUGUCAUUUCUUCGCCCUAAACAAAAAAUGGCGAUUUCCCUGAGAAAUUUCUUCUGUAAAAAUGCAAUUCAGCUUCAUUGUCGACUUAUUCUGACACCCACCCCCAGUUUGCAGAAGAGUAUUAGCACAAGCUGCUCAAAGUGCAGACACUACAACGCUUCAAUUCCAGAGAAAUACAUUCCCAAGAAACCUUUGAAUUCCGAAGAAUCCAAGACUCCUUCUUUGUCCGCAAAGAAUCCGGUGGAUGUAGGAAAGCAUAAUAGUGUGAACCGGAACUCCAAAAGAGCUGAGCUUCAUUAUGGGAUGGAGAAAGAAAUUGAUGGUGAUUUCAGGUUUGAAAACUGUGAAUUCUUGGAAGAGACUGAAGAGAUCAUAUCGGAUUUUAAUGAUCACCAUGCAUCUAGGCAAGAUGUGGAAAGAGUAGCAAUUCAAUUACUUGCUGCAAGAGCUUUAACAGCUGUAGAGCUUAAGAAGAAACUCCAAGGAAAGAGAUUUCCAGUUCAUACUAUUGAUUCGGUGAUAACAGACCUGUGCACCAGGGGUCUAAUUAAUGAUUGCUUAUACGCAGAAACUUAUACGAGAUCUAGAUGGUCUUCCUUAAGUUGGAGUCCAAGACGAAUUAAACAAGCCUUGAUCAAGAAGGGAGUAAAUGAAAUGGAUGCAGACGGGGCAAUAAAACUGGUAUUCAAGGAUAGUGAAACCGGAGAAGAGCAAGAAUCAGGGGUUGGUAUGUCCAAGCUUUCAUUGGAUCAUCUUCUUGUCCAGGCCUCUAAACAAUGGCUACGGAGUCGCGAUGCACCUAGAGAGACACGGAAAUCAAGAGUUAUCCAUUGGCUUCAGUACCGUGGCUUUAACUGGAGUGUCAUUAAUUUCGUGCUGAAGAAGUUAGAAUCCAAACAUCCUUCCUAAAGCCCAUGCCAUCAAUGAUAUCAACAUCGACUAAAACCUCGGGUUUUAGACACUUGCCUUUCUACACCUGGGGUCAACAGGCAAGACGGGUUGGGACAUUGCAUGAGAAGAGAAUGUCACUGUGGUCCAUGCAUGAAAGCUUGUUUUGCAUGAUUGUGGUUGGCAUAAUAGGGGUCCAGUUUGGCCUGGAAUUAUUGUUGUGAUGAGAUUAGGUGGCAGUUGAUGGAAUCAUUAAUUGGGGAAAACUACAAUUGUUAUGUCUUUGUGCAGCCUGCAAUUUGUAGUUGGCAUAUGAUGUGAAUGUAGAGUGUGUAUAUUAUGGCGAAGUAAUUGUAAAGGACCGAAAAUGGUCCCUAACUAGUUCUGCAAAUUUGACAUUUCAUCAGAAAUGGUACUGCAAUUGAAGUUGAGAACAUUACAAUUCCA
Molecule: messenger RNA, 1407 nt
Organism: Ipomoea nil (Japanese morning glory)
Lineage: Eukaryota; Viridiplantae; Streptophyta; Magnoliopsida; Solanales; Convolvulaceae
Exons: 6
Coding region: 100-981 (293 amino acids)
Biological process (GO): regulation of DNA repair
Source: RefSeq, a predicted model, not a curated record